AUGCUUGCGUGUGAUACCAAGGAGGAUUGUGACGACACGCUAGACGAGUGGUUCAUCCAUUCUCUAAAAACGUACACAGACCUGCAUGUGUAUCAGCUGGAACAUCCUACACGUGUGCUGGAGUGGACCUCAGGCAAAACAGUGUGUGUGGCUGGCUUUUCUCCUGCUAACAAUGAGAUUCUAGAGCUCAGUUUGCCGUUGAGACUGUUGGCUGAACAGAACAAGGGUCUGAGGGCGGAGCGGGACUUCAAAAUUCUCCAUGGAGGGUUCUGUGAGGUUCCUGUCCACAGCUUCAAGCACGUACCCGGGACCAGGUGUGCAGUGUCCAAUGAUGGGUGCAGCUCUUCUCUUCAGCUGUGGGACCUGGGAGGAGCUCACACCGACGUGAUCAGGCGAACAGGGCAAAUCCAUGUGGAAGCCCAGGAAGUGACAGGAGGGAGGAAAGUGUGCGCCCCCUUGUCCCACCACACAUCUGGGACAACAGUUCUUCAUGGAGCCAUGACCAGCGACGUCCAGCUCACCAAUAUCAGCACGGGACAACUGCUUUGCUCACUGCAUGACUGUCCUGUGUCCCAACCUCUGUCCCACCUCCGCUGCCUAUCGGAUGGGACGUUUGCUGUGGCCUCUGUGGACGGCUCCAUUCUUCUGUGGGACACUCGGUCUGCUGCCCGGCCCCAGCUUCGCUCAGACCCCCUGUGUAUCCUGGAGCCUGGUCCAUGGACUGCAGAUGUGUUGGGGAACCUAGCCCUGCUCUCCAGCACCUCUGGGCAGACUCUGGUGUUGGACCUGCGGGGUUCUGACUCGUACGUGUCCCGCGCUCAGCUCAAAGCGGGAGGAGGGCCGAGCCGACAUGUGUCCUGGGCCCCCGCACUGGACAAUUACGUGGCUCUGUCAGGUGUGGACGCACUGGUGCACAUUUAUGAUGCAUCUCUCUGGGGGGUGGAGCUCCAGCCUGCACACUCUCAGUUUGAACACAAGGGUCACGCCAUCUCGUCGCCCACAGAUGUCAUCACUACUAGUCAUGCAUGGCACCCAGAACGAGCACACACGCUUUUGUCCGCUGCCAGUGACGCCUCAGUGCAUGUGUGGGACUGGAACCACCAAUCAGAACCAGGAGGGAGUAGUGGGCCAAUCAGAGAGUAG
Knipowitschia caucasica is the source of this 1143-nucleotide messenger RNA. The record is from the annotation of a GenBank genome assembly. NCBI's taxonomy places the organism in Eukaryota, Metazoa, Chordata, Actinopteri, Gobiiformes, Gobiidae.